CGUGUCAAAUUUGUCUAAUCGACCCUUUUCCAAACAGUUGUGUCACCUAGCUAGACUUUUUUAGAUCUGAUUUUCUACUUGAUUGCCUUCUUACAGAGACCCUCAGUAUGACUGACAGCGAGGAAGACUUUUCAGGCAGUGAUGAGGAAGACAGUGAAGUUGAUGAAGAUGUAGAUGAUUACCCCUCGUCCAAAAGGCCUCGAAUAGCUAACAGAUUUAUCAUAGAUGAAGCUGAGGAGGACGAUGAAGAAGACGAUGAGGAGGAGGCGGAACCUGGUUUUGAGAACAUGGUUGACCGAGGUAGCCGUACCCUGUACAACGAACCAAGAGCGGAAGAUAUAAGUUCUGCUCGUAAGCUGGACAUUGGGCAUCUGUUGAACAACGAAGAUGAGGAGAAGUUGGAACAGUACUAUCGAGAGAAAUAUGCCAGCACUGCAUCCACAAGCUAUGGUGAGUCUUCUGAACAAUCUGGAGAGAUUCAACAACAGAGGCUAUUGCCUGGAGUCAAGGACCCGAACCUGUGGACAGUCAAGUGUCGUAUUGGGACUGAAAAGGAGACGGCCAUGACUCUGAUGAGGAAGUGUAUCUCUCUCAUGUCCACUGAAAAUCCUCUUCAGAUCAAGUCAGCAGUGGCCGUGGAAGGUCUCAAAGGCUACAUUUAUAUCGAGGCGUUCAAACAGCAGCACGUGAAGCAAGCCAUUGAGGACAUUGGUAACCUAAAGAUUGGAAAAUGGCAGCAACUCAUGGUGCCCAUCAAGGAGAUGACGGAUGUCCUGCGUGUUGUCAAGGACACCAAUGCACUCAAAAGGGGCUCAUGGGUGAGGAUUAAACGCUCCAUCUACAAGGACGACAUUGCUCAAGUGGACUAUGUGGACUCGUCUCGUAACCAGGUAGUCCUCAAGAUGAUCCCUCGUAUCGACUACACCCGCAAGAGGGGAGUGCUCCGUAGCUCCGAUGAGGAGGGCAGAAAAAGGAGAAGAGGACGGCCACCAGCCAAGCUCUUCGACCCAGAGGCCAUCAGGGCUAUAGGAGGUGAGAUCAACCAUGACGGGGACUUCCUAGUGUUUGAGAGCAACCAUUUCAGAAAUGGGUUCAUGUACAAAAGCUUCGGCAUGGGUGCCAUACUCCACGAUGGUGUACGACCCACCCUACAAGAGCUGGAGAAGUUUGAGGCCACACCCGAAGAGGUGGAGCUAGAGGGUUCUGCUGGUGGUGAGUCUAGUGGGUCAGGCAAGGGGGGCUCGUCUCUAGCACUACAGCCUGGGGACGUGGUGGAGGUGGUGGAGGGGGACCUCAUGAACCUACAGGGAAAGGUCAUCUCCGUGGAGAUGGAUACUGUCACCAUCAUGCCAAAACACGAGGACCUCAAGGACCCCCUAGAGUUUCAGGCUCGAGAGCUACGCAAGUAUUUUGUGGUGGGUGAUCAUGUGAAGGUAGUUGCCGGGAGACACGAAGCAGAGACUGGAUUGGUGGUCAGGAUUGAGCCCAACCUAGCAGUGCUCCUCUCUGACCUCACCUACAAUGAGUUGAAAGUUCGUCCACGAGACCUGCAGCUGUGUCAGGAGACAAGCAGUGGAGUGGACUCAUCCGGUCACUACCAGCUGGGGGACCUGGUCCAGUUAGAUCAACAGACGGUGGGUGUGAUUGUCCGACUGGAAAAAGAGGUGUUCAAAGUGCUGACUCAGCACGGCAAAGAGGUCACUGUACCACAACAUGCCAUCCAGCCACGCAAGACGAGAGCCGUUGCCCUCGACAACAAGGGAAACUCAAUCACAUCUCGUGACAUCAUCAAGGUGGUGUCUGGUCCUCAUCAGAACAAGGAGGGAGAGAUAAAGCACGUGUACCGUGGCAAUGUGUUUGUGCAAGCCAGACAAGUGCUGGAAAAUGCUGGGAUCAUUGCAUGCAAGGCUAAACAUGUGGAGCUGGCCGGUGGUACAAGCAACGCCAUGGCAACUGUGGGGACCUUCGUACCUCAGUCACCACGACUACACAGCCCUGCCCCUCAUAGGGGUCAAGGUGGUGGUGGUGGUGGUGGAGGUGGGCGUGGUGGUAGAGGGGGUGGGGGUCCCAAAGGUGGGCGUGACUCUACGAUCAUUGGCAAGACGGUGCGUGUGAUUCAGGGUCCGUACAAAGGUUACGUGGGUAUCAUCAAGGACGCCACUGAGAGUACUGCUAGAGUGGAGCUGCACACAAGCUGUAAGACCAUCUCAGUGGAUCGCCAGAGACUCUCUAUCAUAUCUGGUCAGGAACGUACUGGUAUGACAUCAUCAUGGGGUAGGACCCCCUCGUUUGGAUCCCAGACUCCCAUGGUGGGCAGUAUGACCCCCAGCUACUCAAUGACCCCCAUGCACGGUGCAGGGAGUAGGACUCCAAUGUACGGCUCUCAUACACCCAUGCACGACGGUGGUCGUACCCCGAGCUAUGGGUACAUGACCCCCUCCCAUGAUCCCUCUCAGACCCCCCAGCAUGGCGGCAGUGCCUGGGACCCCAGUGUGGCAAACACUCCAGCAAGACCUGAUGAGUGGAACUACAACUACGACACCUCCACACCAUCACCUGCAACGUAUGCGAACCCUGCGACCCCUGGAGGUCCCAGCUAUGACAACCCUGCCACGCCCAGUCCGAUGGUCCCAGAGUCCCCCCAGUCCGGGGGUCCGUACGGCUCCUCCCAGUAUGGCACUCGUACUCCCAUAUACAGCUCUGAGUACAUGACCCCCUCCCCGGGGAUUUCCCCUCUCACCCCCGGCACUGAUUACAGUCCUCGUACACCAGGCAGUCCCAUGGAGCAGAUUGCUGAUGACAAGCUGCCCUCAGACAUUGAAGUGCUCAUCAGUGAGAAUUAUGAUGACCACCAGUACGCUGGUAAGAAUGGAGUAGUGAGAGCUAUCAUGAACAACAUAGCCAGUGUGUAUCUCUAUGACGAUGGACAGGAGAUAGACGUGCCCACCAGAUCCAUUGAGCCCACUGCUCCGAGCAAGUUUGACAAGGUGAAGGGGAUCACGGGUCCAAACAGAGGUUACGUAGGGACACUCAUCAACAUUGACGAGGGGGACGGGAUCGUUAAACUGGAUGCUGACUCAGCACUCAAAAUUAUCAGUCUCAACCAGCUGGCCAAGUACGUGCCUCGUCACUAAACUUUGAACCUUGAACUUUAGUUAUUGAUUUAAAUAAGACAUUGAUAACUUAUGGUAGUAUAUUUUGAUCAGUUACUGUAUGACUGUACACAUCACGCGACAUGCUGUCAUUACAAUAUUAUUAUUGACAAUUUAUUGAUAAUGCUUCAUAACA
Molecule: messenger RNA, 3288 nt
Organism: Halichondria panicea
Lineage: Eukaryota; Metazoa; Porifera; Demospongiae; Suberitida; Halichondriidae
Product: transcription elongation factor SPT5-like
Exons: 24
Coding region: 108-3134 (1008 amino acids)
Biological process (GO): transcription elongation by RNA polymerase II; regulation of transcription by RNA polymerase II; transcription elongation-coupled chromatin remodeling
Cellular component (GO): DSIF complex
Molecular function (GO): protein binding; mRNA binding
Source: RefSeq, a predicted model, not a curated record